This is a messenger RNA of Musa acuminata AAA Group (dessert banana), 665 nucleotides long. RefSeq names its product non-specific lipid transfer protein GPI-anchored 3-like. The transcript has 3 exons. The record is from RefSeq and is a predicted model, not a curated record. NCBI's taxonomy places the organism in Eukaryota, Viridiplantae, Streptophyta, Magnoliopsida, Zingiberales, Musaceae. Bases 156 to 650 code for a protein of 164 amino acids.
GCAUGUAACUGAAAACGGUAUAUAUGAAUAAUAAUUAAUAUUAGAAGGGUAAUAAUAAUAAUAAUAAUAACCUUUUCCCCCUCUCACAACCUCUAUAUAAACGUAAGUGUGUCGUUCUUCUGCUGCUGCACAGGAGACCUUUCGAUAGACCCUUAAUGGCGUCCAACAAGGGCCUCCUCCUCUGCUUCCUCUUCGUGCUCUCUCUGUGGGCUUCCAUGGGGGUCUCCGAUGGCGACACCGACGUUGGCGUGCCUCCGUGCGUGAGGAAACUACUGCCUUGCCUGGACUACCUGCGGUCCCAGGAGAAGCCGCCCGCCGCCUGCUGCGUCCCCCUGGGGAGCGCGUUGGAUGAGGAAAUCGAAUGCCUCUGCAAACUCUUCUUCGACGACCAUCUCCUCGAGUCGCUCAACAUCUCGCAGUCCCAAAUCCUGGGGUUUCCCCCGCGCUGCGGAUUGAAGGCGCCGGACGUUACUAAGUGCAAGUUCUCUUCAGAUGCUCCAAAACCAAAUCCCAUCCCACCUCAUGCUUCAUCGCCUCCAACCUCAACUCCUAAAGCACCAUCUUCAAGCAGUGCAGCCAUAGGAAUCGACAUAACGAGUGUAUUAGCUUUAAUUAUCAUUUGGGUGUUUUCUGUAACAAGUCCUUUUUAGGACUUACAUUUCUCC